Molecule: messenger RNA, 3319 nt
Organism: Phascolarctos cinereus (koala)
Lineage: Eukaryota; Metazoa; Chordata; Mammalia; Diprotodontia; Phascolarctidae
Gene: SGPP1
Product: sphingosine-1-phosphate phosphatase 1
Biological process (GO): sphingosine metabolic process
Cellular component (GO): endoplasmic reticulum membrane
Molecular function (GO): sphingosine-1-phosphate phosphatase activity
Source: RefSeq, a predicted model, not a curated record
CCUGGGGCGCUGUCGUCACCCGGCGGAACCACCGAGCCGGCGGGGGGAGGCACUGCGGCCGCUCGCGCUCGCGCUUCAGCCGCCGCCGCCGCCGCCGCCUGCGCGGCGCCGGGACAGAGCCCCCACCCCACCCCCGGGCAGGGCGGUCCGGCAGCGCCGAGAGCGCCGGGGGAUCCCGCUAUCAUGUCGCUGAGACAGCGCCUGGCCGCGCUGCUGGUCUGCCUGCGGGACCCGCAGAAAGUGGCCAGCUUCCAGCGGCUGUGCGGGGUGGAAGAGCCGCGGCCGGCCGGGGCGGACGCUGCGCCGCGGGGGGAGCCGGGGACGGCCCGGGAGGAGGGGGGCGGCCGCAAACCGCACGGCGGCGGGGGCAAGCGGCGAGGCUGCGGCGCCAGGAACGGCGUGAGGAAUGGGCUGCCGGAGGCCGGCGGGGAGCCGGCGACGGCCACAUCCACGGCGGGGGAGCGCGGGAGCGAGGCGACCGUCCACAGCAGAGUGCAGGGUCUGCGGCGCAACUCCCUCACCGGGGAGGAAGGGGAAGUGUACGGAGUGCGGAACUGGCUCCUCUUCUACUUGUUCUCCUUUGGCACCGAGCUGGGCAACGAGCUCUUCUACAUCACCUUCUUCCCCUUCUGGAUCUGGAACCUGGAUGCCCUGGUGGGCCGGAGGCUCGUGAUCAUGUGGGUCCUGGUCAUGUACCUGGGCCAGUGUGCCAAAGACGUCAUCCGAUGGCCCCGGCCCGCUUCGCCGCCCGUGGUCAAGUUAGAGGUCUUCUAUAACUCGGAAUACAGCAUGCCCUCCACCCAUGCCAUGUCUGGCACAGCCAUCCCCAUCUCCCUGGUCCUCCUCACCUACGGCCGCUGGCAGUAUCCUCUUGUGUAUGGACUGGUUAUUGCCACCUGCUGGUGUUCUCUGGUUUGCCUAAGUAGAAUUUACUUGGGAAUGCACUCCAUUCUGGACAUUGUUGCUGGAUUCCUGUAUGCUAUUUUUAUCUUAGCUGUCUUCUACCCGUAUGUGGAGCUGAUUGAUAACUUCAACCAGAUUUAUAAAUAUUCUCCACUAAUUAUCAUCAGUUUGCAUUUAGCCCUGGGGAUCUUUUCCUUCACCCUUGAUACUUGGAGUACAUCACGAGGAGAUACAGCUCAGAUCCUGGGCAGUGGUGCAGGAAUUGCAUGUGGAUCUCAUGUUGCUUACCACAUUGGUCUGAUGUCAGAUCCUCCUCUUGAUACAUUACCUUUAACUAUUCCCUCCAUCACUGUGACUCGUUUUGGAAAAGUCAUAUUACGGAUUCUAAUAGGAAUGGUAUUUUUGCUACUAAUGAGAAUUGUGAUGAAAAAGAUCACUAUCCCAUUAGCCUGUAAAAUGUUUGGUAUAAAAAGUGAUGAUGUUCGAAAAGCAAGACAGUGCAUGGAAGUUGAACUUACUUAUCGUUAUAUAACCUAUGGAAUGGUUGGCUUCUCUAUCACGUUUCUGGUUCCUUGCUUAUUUUCCUUCAUUGGCCUUUCUUGAUGGCCUGUCCCUUACGAGGAAGGAUGGCAGUAUGUGAGAAUAAUUCUGAGGCAAAAGUCAGAUCAAUGCUUUUGCAGGAAUUUUACUUAAAUAGGUAUUUAAGUGAACCUGAAACAUACAGUGCUUUUUACCACUGCAUCUGGAUAUUGUUUUGGAGAAUGCUGAGCAAUUUCAACAUGGAGAAAGUCAUGGAUAUCCCUUAAGUAUGAUGUUUUGGGGUGUUUUAUUGCUAUGUAUAAUUCGGGUUAUAGAUCUACAUAUAAUAUAUAUUAGGUACAUAAUAGAUACUUAUGUACCUAAUAUAUAUUAUAUGUAAGUCUUAAUGAACUAUGGGAGCUCUAUAAAUAAACAAAUAAUAUGCAUACAGUUAUGCCUUUGUAUUUCGAUUUAACCCAGGUAUGUUGUGAUUACCUGACAAAAAAAUUUCCUGUACCUAGAAUGUGAGCCAUUUCCUAAUUUAAUUACACAGUUAAUGAAAACAGAAUUAGUAUGCAAACCACUUAUCUGUUUAUUGCCUCCUCCUACCACCUUUCUUGCUAUACUUACUGAUUUGUAUAGGAGGCAUUUAAUGGACCAAAUUUGAAGUAAAAUUAACUUGUGCAUUCAAAAUGUUUUGUUUUUUGUUUUAUUUAGUUCUGUGUACAGUGUAAAAUACUUCGGUUUGCAUUCAUUCUAGAUAUCUCUAUAAUGAUUCAGGUACUGUAUUUUAAUGCUUAUUAAUUGUGCCUUUCUGUUGCUGAAUUAAGAAAUGCCAUGUAUACUGUGAUGUAAAAAUAGGACUGAUAAUUUAUCUUCAAAGACACAUAAUUAGGGAAAUAUUUUUUUAAUUUAUGUUGAGAAGAAUUCUGAGUAGUUUAGAAGUAAACUCUACACGGUAGCUUAUAUGUUAAUAAAUAGAAUGACCUAAACUUUCUCGGUAACCUAACAGCUAUGGAUUGUGAGGUCCGUAGGAUUUUUUGGUUGUUGCUGCAUUAUAAGUUAGAGGAAGAAGAUGAUUUUUCUGUACAUUGUCUUGAUCAUAUUGCAGGUUAGUAUUUCUAGCAGUUGGAAACAUAAUUGGAAUCUAGACUGGGACGAUGGAAUGUUAACUCAGCGUGCAUCUAUAACAUUCUUAAAUUAUUUCCAGAAGCUUAUAGUUGACAGUGUUAAUUUAAUCUUUCUGGUUUAACCAUUUACUAGUGACUUAAGACAGAAUAAAUAAGUUAAAAGAAAGUAGUUAUAUCUCCAGAUCCUACAAUUUUUCAGUUUUAUUUUUUUCUCUUUAUAAAACGUGGAUACAGUAUUAGGUUGUCAUUUAUUCUGUUUACUUUUCAUACUUUGAGGUUUAAUUUCCUUUGAAAUUAGGCUAACACUGUUUCCUAGAACUAAAUUUCAUAUAUGAGGAAUUACUACAUAAACAUCAGGGUAACAUAUUGGUGAUUUUACUGUAAUAUCUGUACUGUAGACCCAAGAGUAGCCUUAAAAAUGUUUUUGUUUUGAUAAAUAAUAGCUACUGCAGCAACAGAGUCUUCUAAUUGGGAGCUUGGGUUUAUGGCAGCUGGCCUACAUUCAAUCUGUUAAUUGCAAUUCAAGCAUUAAAAUUUACAGGCACUAAAUGAUAUCUGUUCUUUUAAAGAUGAGAAAGUAACUUUUCUUUUCCAAAUUGGAGUUCAGAAGAAUGAAUUCAAGGGAAUAUUUUCCACAAUUCAGUUCUGUACUAUGCAAUGCAUUUAUGUUGAGUUUAAAACGUUAGCUUGACCAUAUUCAUUGUGUUUUAUUUUUUUCUAUCCUAUGCUAAAUGUAUCUAAAAAUAAAAACCACAUUUAAGAUUUUC